AUGUCGCUGGCCAUGCUGUCCAUGCCACCAGCUGUGCCCAGUGCCCCACUGGAACUCAGCUCGAGAUGCAGAGGGCAGGGGGGUGCAGCAGGGGGGUGCAGCAGGGAACCCUCCCCACAUUGCAUCCCUAUCCCUAACCCUAUCCCUCUGCCCCCAGCCUGCAUUUUCCGCUUCAAUGUCUUCUCCCUGGUGUACCUGCUCUUUCUGCUGAUCCUACCCUGGUUCUCAGGACCCAAACGGGGCUCUGCCACAGGUCAUGCUGGAUGCAUCCUCAAAUGUCUGCUGGCAACCAGCAGCCUCUUCAUCCUUGCCCACUUGGUUUUCCAGAUAGGCCUGUACACAAUUCCUGCUUGGAAUUGGCUGCGGGAGCCCAACUGCAGCUCCUGGGAGGUCCUUUUUGAGCACAUUGGGGUUACAAGGCUGUAUUCGAGCGACAUUCCCAACGUGGUGCGUCUUGUGGCACCUGAUGUUGGCAUCCUGCUGAUCUCAAUCAUCUCCUUGUGCCUGUGCCGCCUCAUGCCCAAGACCUACCCUGCCUCCUACAGCCAGAGACUGGAGUUCCUGGGCUUCCCUGAGCUGAGGGAAGUGAAUACGAGUCGGCACAGAUGCGCGGCUCACGCAGCCCGGCCGCUGGGCAAACGGCUGUUGCGUAAGGCUCACUGGCUGCUCUGGGAGGCCGGGAAGGUACUGGCCAACCUGCUGCUGGCCUUGGCAGGGAUCACCCUGCCCUCCGCCUCCUCCAGCAUCUACUACCUGUUCUUCUUGGGGCUAUGCCUGUGGUGGGCCUGUCACCUCCCCACCAGCCGCCAGGCCUUCAACAUCCUCUACGUCCUUGUCGGGGUCUACAGCUCCAGCCACCUCCUCUGCCUCUAUGUCUACCAGACACCCUUUGUCCAGAGCAUCUUCCCGCCUUCCACCAUCUGGGCGCGACUGUUUGGCUUCAAGGACAUCAUCCUUUACCACAACUGCUCCCAGACCAACACCCUGGAGCUCAACACCAGCCACCCCUGGCCUGUCUACGCCAACCCCGGCAUCCUGCUCCUGCUCUGCUACGCUGCGGCCACCGUGGUGAAGCUGCGCCGGCGGUACUCCUCGAGAGCCAUGUCGUUGCCAGAGCUGCCGGCCAGGGUGCAGAUGGAGCUGGGGAACUGGCCCAGGGACACUGGCAGCAUGGCUGAGGACACUGACAGCGUGGCUGAGGACACUGGUGGCAUUGCUGAGCUCACUGGUGGCACGGCUGAGGACACGGGUGGUGUUGCUGGGGACACCAGCGGCAUGGCUGAGGUCACCGAGCCCAUGUUGCCCUCUGGCUCUGAGGGGCCGAACGUUGACACUGAGAACUGCACAGUCCACGUCAUGAACUCCCAACAAUGCACGAAGCGUACAGUGGAGUGGCUGCCCCUGCGCAUCCUGACCUUUUUCAUCAUGAGACAGAGCUACAUCUGUGCCCUCAUCUCCAUGCUGGUGUGGAGCAUCACCUACCACAGCUGGCUGACCUUUGUGCUGCUGCUGUGGUCAUGCCUCAUCUGGACGGUGCGGGACCGCCGGAACUUUGCCAUGCUCUGCUCGCCCUUCAUUCUCCUCUACGGCAUUGCUCUGUGCAGCCUGAACUACGUGUGGUCCAUGGACCUGGUCCAUGAGCUGCCCACCUAUGCUGGCUUCAUGAGUCUUCAUCAGCUGGGGCUGAUGCACCACAGACAUCCCUUCUUUGUCCUGGGGGCUAAGCUCCUGCUCAUCCUCCCCUUCUGGCCACUGCUGCGGCAGUUCAUUGAGGAGAAGGUGCUAAAGAGGCCCUUGACCACCAAGGUCCCGAAGAUGUCCCUCUCAGAGUCAGAAGUCAACCAUGCACGGAACAUGCUGCAGACGCUGGGGUCUGUGCUGCUGAAUUUCUUUGCCAAGUUCUGGAUCUGUGUCUGUGGCGGCAUGUUCAUUGUAGUGAGCUUCAUCGGCCGCCUUGUCGUCUACAAGAUUGUCUACAUGCUCCUCUUCCUCCUCUGCCUCAUCCUCUUCCAGGUGUACUACAGCCUGUGGCGCAAGGUGCUGAAGGGCUUCUGGUGGCUGGUGGUGGCAUACACCAUGCUGGUGCUCAUCGCCAGCUACACCUAUCAGUUUGAGGACUUCCCCAUGUACUGGAGGAACCUGACAGGCCUCACUGAUAACCAGCUGAAGGACAUGGGCUUGGAGCAGUUCAGUGUCUCCGAGCUCUUCUACAACAUCCUCAUCCUGGGCUUCUUCCUCCUGGCCUGCAUCCUCCAGCUCCAUUACUUCCACGGGCCCUUCAUGUACAUCACCGACCUGCAGCAUGCUCACAAGCCCAGUGUGUCAAUCUUCUCCAUCCCUGGGCUGACGAAGGCACGGGCUGCGGCUGAUUCCGAGGGUGCCAGGACCAGCAUCUCCAGGGAGUCACUGGCAACCAACAAAUGGAAGCUGGUUCUGGAGCGCCUGGCCGUGCUGGGCCAGACCUUCUCGAACAUGCUGACUCGCGUGGAGGUCUUUGUGAGGCGUCUGCUGGAGCUGCACAUCCUCAAGCUGGUGGCUCUUUACACCGUCUGGGUGGCCCUGGAGGAGGUCUCGGUGAUGAACUUCCUGCUGGUGCUGCUGUGGACCCUCGCCAUGCCCUACUGCCGCUUCCGCCGCAUGGCCUCGUGCCUCUCCACCGUCUGGACCUGCGUCAUCAUCGUCUGCAAGAUGCUCUACCAGCUUGAGAUCGUUGAGCCCCGCGAGUACUCCAGCAACUGCACUCAGCCCCUGCUCAAUGCCACCAACCUGAGUCGGGAGGAGAUGAGCAACUCCACACUGUACCGUGGCCCCGUGGAUCCUGCCAACUGGUUUGGUGUCCGGAAGGGGUUCCCCCACCUCGGAUAUGUCAAGAACCACCUCCAGGUGCUGCUGCUGCUGGUGUUCGAGGCAGUGGUGUACCGGCGCCAGCAGUACCACCGUGUGCAGCACCAUGAGACGAUUCCCAUCACUGAGACCAUCUUCCCGGAGCCAAAUGAGAACAAGGACACGGACACGAACACGGGCAGGGACACGGACACAGGCGGGGACACAGAUAGGGACACGGACAUGGGCAGGGACAUGGACAGGGACACUGACAUGGACAGGGACAUGGACAUGGACACAGACAGGGACACGGGCAGGGACACGGACAGGGAGAAGGACACAGGCAGGAACACCAACACGGACAAGAAAUUAGACCGCGACCGGAACCUCGUCUCAUGUGCCAAAUACUUAGUCAACUACUUCUACUACAAGUUUGGCUUGGAGAUCUGCUUCCUGAUGAUGGUGACCGUAAUCGGGCAGCGGAUGAACUUCCUGGUGAUCCUGCACGGCUGUUGGCUUGUGGUCAUGAUGACACUGCGGCGCCGGGCAGCCAUCGCCCGCCUCUGGCCCAAGUACUGCCUCUUCCUCGUCAUCUUCUUCCUCUACCAGUACCUGCUGUGCGUGGGCAUGCCACCCGCCCUCUGCAGGGACUAUCCAUGGCGAUGGAAUGUCCCCAUGAACUCGGCGCUCAUCAAGUGGCUCUACCUGCCUGACUUCGUCAUGCCCCCCAAAGCCACCAAUCUCAUCAACGACUUCUUGCUGCUGCUGUGCGCGGCGCAGCAGUGGCGCGUGUUCGAGGCCGAGCGCUCUAAGGCUUGGCAGGAUGCAGCAGGCGACAACGAGGAGCGGUUCGACCACGAGAAGGACCCCUACAACCCCCAGGAGAACUUUCUCCUCUGCCGGUGCUACCUGGACAUGGUGAAGGUGGUGAUCUUUCGCCAUCUCUUCUGGUUCGUGCUGGUGGUGAUCUUCAUCACCGGGUCCAACCGCAUCAGCCUCUUUGGCCUCGGCUACCUGCUGGCCUGCUUCUACCUCCUCCUCUUUGGCACGGCCAUGCUGUGCAAGCCGACCCGACCCCGCCUGGUGGUCUGGGACUGCCUCAUCCUCUACAACAUCACAGUCAUCAUCUCCAAAAACAUGCUGUCGCUCCUCUCCUGCGUCUUUGUGCAUCAGAUGCAGAACAACUUCUGCUGGGUGAUCCAGCUCUUCAGCCUCGUCUGCACCGUCACGGGCUACUAUGACCCCAAGGAGAUGGGCAAGGACCUUGACUGCUCACUGCCCGUGGAGGAGGCAGGAAUCAUCUUGGAUAGCAUCUGCUUCUUCUUCCUACUGGUCCAGCGGCGUAUUUUCCUCAGCAGCUACUACGUGCACAUCCUGUGGGACCUCAGGGCCUCUACCCUGCAGCCUUCCAGGGGUGUUGUGCUGUUCCAGGCCAGCAUCGCAAAGAACCUGCACGCCCACCGAAGAGCCGAGAGGAAGUCGCUGGCCCAGCUGAAGCGGCAGAUGGAGCGGAUCCGAGCCAAGCAGGACAAGUACCGGCAGGAGCAGCUGUCCCGUAGCAUCACUGAGGAACAGGAUGAGGCUGGGACAGCACCCCGUGCCCCGGCGGACCCGUUCUGGCAGAGGGAGCGGUGGUGGCGGCCAGGGUUAGACCACGCCGGAGUGCUGCAUUCUGGGGAAUACUACCUCUUUGAGUCGGACAGCGAGGAGGAGGAGGAGGAGGUGCCAGAGGAGUUGCAGUCGGGGAGGCAGGGCCCCUUCCAGCUCAUCCACCAGGCCAUGACAACCAACACCAAGACAGUGCUCCGGCAGCAGGAACGGCGAGAGCAACCCCGUGCUGAGAGUGCUGCAGGAGACCGUGGAAGGAGAGAGGCAGAGUUGGAAGCUGAAGAGCCUGAGCAUGAGGAGGAAGUGACUGUGACAGGUUCUGGUCUGUCUGCAGAGCAGAGCAAUGUGUUGCAUCGGGCACUGAACAUGCUGCGGUUCCUGUGGCUGCUGUGCCAGGCCGUGGUGGACGGGCUGACGCAGUGGAUGGAGGACUGCACCCGGGAAUACCUGGACAUGUUCAAUAUCCUAUAUGUGGAGAGAUAUAGGAUUGCUGUGCGGCUGGCCUCUGGACAGAAGAUGAACGAGGAGAUCCUGGAUGAAAUGUACAUGGAGCAGCCACUGGAGCAGAUGCCAGAGCAGACGCCGGAGCAGACGCCAGAGCAGCCGCCUGAGGGGCCCCCAGAGGGGCCCCCAGAGGAGCUGAGCCCACACAGGUCUUUGACUACAGACUCCCAAAACGGCGCUGCUGCCAGGCAGGCGCAGAGAGACUCCCCAAGGGAGCAGUUGGCAGUGCCGCAGACAGCGGGGCUCGCACCCCCUGAGGGCAGCCAGGAGCAGGUGAUGUCUGAGGGGUCCCAAGAGGAUGUGGCUGGGUCUCGGCAGCGCCUGUCCGUGCUCCUGAACCGCAGGAGGACGGCCGGUGAGCUCCUCCUGAUCAGGAAGCCAAUCACUCCACCAUUGAAGGAGGCAGAGCUUUUCUAUCAGUCCCACAACCGGUUCCUGAAGCUGCUCCUGGCUGGGUACCACUGUGUGACCGCCCACUCUGAGCUGGUCUGCUACUUCAUCAUCAUCCUCAACAACAUAGUGUCCGCCUCCAUCAUCUCCCUCUUUCUGCCCAUCCUCAUCUUCCUCUGGGCCAUGCUCUCCAUCCCCCGGCCCACCAAGCGCUUCUGGAUGACUGCCAUCAUCUUCACUGAGGUGAUGCUGCUGGUGAAAUACCUCUUCCAGUUCGGGUUCUUCCCCUGGAACAGCUACACCAUACUGCUGCGCAAUGAGGGCAAGCCCUUCUUCCCACCACGCAUCCUGGGCUUGGAGAAGAGCACCCGCUACCUCAAGUAUGACCUCUUCCAGCUCCUGGCCCUCUUUUUCCAUCGCUCCCUGCUGCAGGGCUAUGGGUUGUGGGACUAUGAUGAGGACUCCUUAUCCAAGAUGAAGAUGGAGGCGAAGUGGGCAGAGGAAGAGGAGAAGUGGGAGGAAGCAGCGCCCCCAUCGCUGAUGGUGUCUGAGGAAGGGAUGGAGGCUUCAGAAGAGCCAGGAGCACCAGACUCAAACAUGAGAUCGGAGUCGGAGGGUGAUGCCAUGGAGCAGGAAGAGGGGAGUGAGGCCAUGGAGCUCCGCUGCAGGAAGAAGACGGCUCAGGGGAGGAAUACACCAGAGAGAGGGAGCACCAGUUCCCUGCUCUCACAAGGGUGGCAAGGCUGGCACCGCCACAGUAGGGCCCUGCUGGACCCUAACUGUUCUGUGUGCUUAGCCUCACUUCCAGGGGUUGGGGAGAAGACGGGAGAGGCAGAAGAGAGCCAUGCUCAGAGGAAGCUGAACGCAUUUGGAUUGUGGGUCAAGUGCUUCUUCCUCACCACAGCACAGAGCAUGUACCAGCCGGUGCGCAAAUUCUUCAAGGACAUUCUGCACACCGAGAACCGCGCGGCCACCGAUGUCUACGCCUUCAUGUUCCUGGUCGACGUGGUCGACUUCAUCAUCAUCGUCUUUGGCUUCUGGGCCUUCGGGAAACACACGGCGGCCACCGACAUCACCUCCUCGCUGUCAGAAAACCAAGUGCCGCAGGCUUUCCUGGUCAUGCUGCUCUUCCAGUUCACCACCAUGAUCAUCGACCGCGCGCUCUACCUCCGCAAAACUGUGCUGGGCAAGCUCAUAUUCCAGGUCGUCCUGGUCUUUGGCAUCCACGUCUGGAUGUUCUUUAUUGUGCCAGCGGUCACUGAAAGGUUGUUCAACCUCAACAUGGUGGCCCAGCUAUGGUACUUCGUGAAGUGCAUCUACUUUGCGCUGUCGGCCUACCAGAUCCGCUGCGGUUACCCCACCCGCAUCCUGGGCAACUUCCUUACCAAGAAAUACAACUACCUCAACCUCUUCCUCUUCCAGGGAUUUCGCCUUGUGCCCUUCCUGGUGGAGCUGCGCGCUGUGAUGGACUGGGUCUGGACGGACACCACGCUGUCUCUCUCCAACUGGAUGUGUGUGGAGGACAUCUAUGCCAACAUCUUCAUCAUCAAGUGCAGCCGUGAGACUGAGAAGAAAUACCCCCAGCCCAAGGGGCAGAAGAAGAAGAAGGUUGUGAAGUAUGGCAUGGGGGGCCUCAUCAUCCUCUUCCUCGUGUGCAUCAUCUGGUUCCCCCUGCUCUUCAUGUCGCUGGUGCGCUCCGUGGUGGGCAUUGUCAACCACCCCAUUGACGUCACUGUCACCCUCCAGCUGGGGGGGUAUGAGCCACUGUUCACCAUGAGCGCCCAGCAGCAAUCCAUUAAGCCCUUCACCCCCGAUGACUACGAAGACCUCACCCGGCAUUUCGACCAUGACCCGGUGGCUAUGCAGUUCAUCACCCUCUACGGCUACGAGGACAUCGUGACCGUCCACAUCGAGGGCAGCUCGGGCUCACUCUGGAGCGUCAGCCCCCCCAGCCGCGAGCAGAUGCGGCAGGAGCUGCUGAAUAGCUCCUCCGACAUCACCGUCCGCUUCUCCUGGUCCUUCCAGAGGGAUCUGGGCAAGGGGGGCACGGUGGAGACCGCCUUUGACAAGCACAGCACCGACCUGGUGCCCGGUGCACCCGAGCGCCUGCAGCUGGCCCAGCUGCUGGAGGGCACCCGGGAUGCCCCCGUCGAAGUGGCCAACCUAUUCCCCAAAUACGUCCGGGCGCCCAACGAUGUUGACGCCGAACCUGUCGAGCAGCUCCUGCCAGAUGGCCACGACAGCUACCUGGAUGUGGAGGUGCAGCUGAAACGGGAGCGCAGGGGCCGAGGGAGCGACAACUUUGUGGAGUGGUGGGUGCUGCGGCUAAAAGACGCCCCCCCCGAGGAUGGCAACAUCCUGCCCAUGAUCAUCUUCAACGACAAAGUCAGCCCCCCGAGCCUGGGCUUCCUGGCUGGCUAUGGGGUCAUGGGGCUGUACGUGUCCAUCGUGCUGGUGAUCGGGAAGUUCGUGCGGGGGUUCUUCAGUGAGAUCUCUCACUCCAUCAUGUUCGAGGAGCUGCCGUGUGUGGAUCGGAUCCUGAAGCUGUGCCAGGAUAUUUUCCUGGUGCGGGAGACGGGCGAGCUGGAGCUGGAGGAAGAGCUCUACGCCAAGCUCAUCUUCCUCUACCGCUCGCCCGAGACCAUGAUCAAGUGGACACGGGAGAAGUAAUAAGGGGAAGGGGCUCCAGCCCCCCCCCUCACAGGGGCAUCACCGCCAAUGCCUUAACCAGCCCCUCCAAAGCUGGGGCCGCAUCCUGCCCCAGGAGGCGGUGGGAUGUGGGGUUCUGGCCGCUCGCUUUGAGGGAGCAUGUUUUUCUGGAUGUUUUUCUUACGUUGUUUUGAAGCUGUUCCACCUGCACAGACCACGUUGUGCCUUCCCAGGGAGGGGGAUAGCAGGUGGUCCCCCCACCCCCUGGGUGCCCCUGGCUGCCAGGGGGGGAUGGGGAAGUCAGGAGCCAGCCUGUACCCUCUCCCUUGUUGUCCCCAACCCUGUUCCAGAACCAGGUUGAACUCAAAAGCAAUAGCCCCCCCAUCUCCAGGAUGGGGGUCCUGAGUUAUGGCCCCUCCAGGGGGGAGGGGUUCUGGCAACCCCAGUUGGACUUUAGACACUUGUUGACUUCGAGUUUGUUUUUGUUUUUUAUUAAUUCAAAUGGUUUAUUUAUAUAGAUAUUGAAUAAAA
Messenger RNA from Manacus vitellinus (golden-collared manakin), 8505 nucleotides. It is a transcript of the gene PIEZO1, whose product is annotated as piezo type mechanosensitive ion channel component 1. Gene Ontology annotation, cellular component: endoplasmic reticulum; plasma membrane. Gene Ontology annotation, molecular function: mechanosensitive monoatomic ion channel activity; monoatomic cation channel activity. The record is from RefSeq and is a predicted model, not a curated record. Lineage: Eukaryota; Metazoa; Chordata; Aves; Passeriformes; Pipridae. Gene Ontology annotation, biological process: detection of mechanical stimulus; regulation of membrane potential; cellular response to mechanical stimulus.